AUGUUCGCCCAACCAUACAACCACUCGUUCGAUGACUUGUUCAGCCAAUACGUCAACGUGGAGAGCUCCGAUGGCAACAAAGACUACGAAGAGCUCUUCCCGCUUGACUCGUUAUCGAGUGACGGCGAUCACUCUCCCCCGGGCUCCACUAUCAAGCGUGAAUCACCGCAACCUUGGACUAAAGACUGGUCCCUGCAGGACGGCCCGGGACUUGAGCAAUUCGCUUUUCAAGACACUGUCCACCCCUCUGCCAUUUCUGACCUCGGCCUGAACAAUUUCGAGGUUUCUUCCCGCCCCGCCACAAACGCCGUUUCUUCUCCCUCUACUCCUCCCGCUACUCCCCGCCGCAAGGCUAUCUCCAAAAGUGCCCUCAUCACUCCCAAAUCUAUUCGCCAUCGCGAUCCCAAUGAGCGACGUGCGCUCCUGCGCAAGCAAAGUUUCUCCCCUAGUCUGAUGCGCUCUUCUAUCCAGAAAGGAAGAAUGGCUUACCCUGAGGCCUGGGCCCAAAGGGUCCAGAGCUUCAACCUCUCCGGUUCGGAUCGCCUUCCCUUGUCUCCCCCGCCUUCCGACGUUAUCGCUCAGCAUGAGACCAUGCAUGCCGAUAGCCUGAACCGCACUGGAGACACCGCAGAGAUGCCUCACUAUGAUGCGCAACUCUUCCACCAGUCCCCUGCUGUCUCCAUGCCAUCUCCUUCCGUCGGUGCGCUUGCGCGCCACCAGCAACAUUACAUGAGCCAUCCCGGCUCCUCAGCUUUGACCAACUCCAGCCCUCCCUCCGCCGAUGACAUCUUUUCUUCCUCCCACUCUUCAGAUCCUCAGUCCAUCUCCUCAUGGCAAUCCGAUGCCUUCAACCCCACCCUCUCCUUCACUCCCGAUCUCCAUGGCCCCGAAAACCAGUGGUGGUCUCCCAUGCCCAACAAGGUUGCGCAACAACAACCCGCUUAUCAUUCCGCCCCUCAUCCGCGCAUACAGAGCGUUAGCAGCCAGAGCGAUAUGAUGCAAGGCGGGCUUAUGAUCCAGAUGGAUCCCUCGUUUGACAUGUCCACUGAAUCCUCUUUCUCAUCAUCAAACAUGAUGCCCUCAAAUGGACAGAAGUUCAUGACUCCUUACACCGCUCCUCAAGUCCAAAAUAUCUCCCGCUCCCCAUCUCUUUCUCCCAAGGCCAGCUCACCCAAGGGCCUCAAAGGCCACCGCCGCACCCACAGCAGAAAGCUGUCGGGUCAGAGCAUGAAUGCUCCCAAGUCGGCCAAGUCAUCCACUAGCCCUCGCGGCUCCAACAAGUCCGUUAGCGUCUCCUUCGUGAACUUCACUGCCCACGAUAGCCACAAGAUCCUCGGCGGCGUCGCACCCUCCGGCAGCUCCAAGACAAAAGCCCGUCGGGAGCAAGAAGCCAAGGAUCGACGCCGCAAGCUGAGCGAGGCAGCUCUCAAGGCUGUGCGCAAGGCUGGUGGUGAUGUUGACGCACUCGAAGCCAUCUUCUGUUAA
This is a messenger RNA of Penicillium atrosanguineum, 1485 nucleotides long. RefSeq names its product developmental regulatory protein WetA (gene wetA). Lineage: Eukaryota; Fungi; Ascomycota; Eurotiomycetes; Eurotiales; Aspergillaceae. The record is from RefSeq and is a predicted model, not a curated record. Bases 1 to 1485 code for a protein of 494 amino acids. The transcript has a single exon.